GAUUUAUCAAAUGUGGGAUUUUCCCAUGAGUCUCAAUAUUAGAGUUUCAACCCCCAAUAAAUAUGAGACCGGGGAUGUCUGAGGUUCAGUCUGCCCUCGAGCCCACCAGGAACGAAAGAGAGCUCCAUUUCCCCUCCAGGAACCCAGCUAUGAACUCCCUCUCCACAAUUGCCUUCUCCCUGGGGCUGCUCCUGGUGAUGACUACUGCUUUCCCUACCCCGGGACCCCUGGGAGAAGAUUUCAAAGAUGAUACCACUUCAGACAGACUACUCCUCACCUCUCCAGACAAAACUGAAGCUCUCAUUAAGUACAUCCUCGGCAAAAUCUCUGCAAUGAGAAAGGAGAUGUGUGAGAAGUAUGACAAGUGUGAAAACAGCAAGGAGGCACUGGCAGAAAACAACCUGAACCUUCCAAAAAUGGCAGAAAAAGACGGAUGCUUCCAAUCUGGGUUCAAUCAGGAGACCUGCUUGAUGAAAAUCACCAUUGGUCUUCUAGAGUAUCAGAUAUACCUGGACUACCUCCAGAACGAGUAUGAGGGUGAUAAGGGAAGCAUCGAGGCUGUGCAGAUUAGUAUCAAAGCACUGGUCCAGAUCCUGAGGCAAAAGGUAAAGAAUCCAGAUGAAGUAACCACCCCUGACCCAACUACAAAUGCCACCCUGCUGAAUAAUCUGCAGUCACAGAACAAUGACUGGAUGAAGAACACAAAGAUUAUCCUCAUCCUGCGAAGCCUUGAGAAUUUCCUGCAGUUCAGCCUGAGGGCUAUUCGGAUAAAGUAGCUGGGGCACCUGAGAUUGCUGUAGUUCAUGGGCAUUCCCUCCUCUGGUCAGAAACCUGUCCACUGGGCACAUAACUUAUGUUGUUCUCUAUGAAGA
Messenger RNA from Kogia breviceps (pygmy sperm whale), 872 nucleotides. RefSeq names its product interleukin 6 (gene IL6). Gene Ontology annotation, molecular function: interleukin-6 receptor binding; cytokine activity. The record is from RefSeq and is a predicted model, not a curated record. Gene Ontology annotation, biological process: T-helper 17 cell lineage commitment; positive regulation of receptor signaling pathway via JAK-STAT; immune response. NCBI's taxonomy places the organism in Eukaryota, Metazoa, Chordata, Mammalia, Artiodactyla, Physeteridae. Gene Ontology annotation, cellular component: interleukin-6 receptor complex; extracellular region.